Molecule: messenger RNA, 1798 nt
Organism: Bombina bombina (fire-bellied toad)
Lineage: Eukaryota; Metazoa; Chordata; Amphibia; Anura; Bombinatoridae
Gene: TCAP
Product: titin-cap
Exons: 2
Coding region: 91-651 (186 amino acids)
Biological process (GO): skeletal muscle contraction; cardiac muscle tissue morphogenesis; sarcomerogenesis
Cellular component (GO): Z disc
Molecular function (GO): protein-macromolecule adaptor activity; structural constituent of muscle; titin binding
Source: RefSeq, a predicted model, not a curated record
GGCGAGUAACUGUACGGGAGAGCCAGACUAAGAGCUAGAGAACUCAGAUCAAGAAGCACUGACUAUAUCUACUGAGAUAUAUAGCUCAGUAUGUUGGGAAAGCAGGAGACACGUGAAGGGCUGGGAGCUGUGGCUGAGUUGAGUUGCCAAGUGAAAGAAGACAACACAGCUCGGAGGGAGCACUUCUCUGCAGAAUGGACAGAUACAUCCGUCUUCAGCAGACCAGAGGAAAGAUGCAGUGCAGGUGAUGCCAACCUGUGGAAGAGGGAGACUUUCCGCCAACAGGGAAAGACACGGUUCCUGGUUCAGUGCUCCCCAGCACAAGUCAUGAAGAUGGGUCGCCUGGGCCAACGCCUCACCCAGUACCAGUUACCUUACCAGAGGGCACUGCCUCUUCCAAUCUUCAAGCCAGCAGACCUCACCACCAAAAUGGAGCGUAUUUCCACACCACCUACGCUGCGUGGCUUGAUGGAGUUCGAGAGAGCACUGAGCCAUCCUGGCAAUGAUGGGAUGUGCCAGGACAAGACACCAGUUUCACAUAUUACCAAGGAGUUGCCACCAGUCAUGCAACCAGCACGCAUGGACUUUGCCAAACCUGGGCUUAUGCACUCUUUCUCCAGGUCUAUGUCUCAAGAGGUUCAAAGGGGUUAGAGAAUUGGGGUGAGCUUGCUAGUCCCAAAAGAAUCAGAUAGGAAUGUAAUUUGUGUCAACAAUGUGCAUGCACUAGAAUGUCUACUACUGUUUUAUUUCUUACACCAAGGCCAGUUUACGCCCAGUAGCAGCAUUUUUAAUUAGGACAAUUUCAUUUGUAAACUGCACUUAAUUAUUUGCUUUAAAUAGGAGCAAUGCAGAAAAAGUACCAAUGCAUCUCCUACAGAACUGCUUUAACAUACAACUUUACAGCAAUUUUAUAGGUACAUUAAACUCAAAGUGCAGGAACUAACCAUAACAGUUAAUUGGUAGUUAUAAUAAUGAAGACAAUGCAGAACAAUCUAUUUAAUUUGCACAUAGACCAUAGAAGGUUGAGCUGAGUGAAAUACAUAGAAAGAGCAGGACACAAUAAUGUUCUUAAACACCAUUCUCCUCUUUAAUGGUGUACAGUGGGUAAAGCUGAUAGCUCUGGUCAAUACAGUAGAAUACACAUGGUCUUCCCGCUAAAUUAUGUCUAUGGUGACCAAAUGUCCAACCACAGACUAGACAGAGUAUAGAAGGAAAAUAGUAUGUGAAAAAAGAAAGAAUUACAAGAAUUGUGUGUAAAGAGAUGAAAAAAGAAGGACUCGUAGGUGUAGGAUCCCUGGUGACCCUAACAAGCAAAGUUGGCCUACCUUGAAUUGCUACUUUGAGAAACCAGGGUUUAAGAAUGCACUUUAGGAGCUGAAUGCAAUCUCUGUGAUAGGUGUUUAAUUAUUUAAUCUCUUAGCUGCCAGAGAGUGCUGCAACAUAUUCAAUAGCAAUGCAUAGCUGCCCUCUCUUUAUCUAUUCCAUAUCAAAGAAAUAAGCACUUGUAAAAGGAUUUAUAAUGAAGGUGAUUGAAUGCACUAGACUAGAAACAAGCUAAGCUACUUAUUGCAGACCAUUGCUGACUUCCAACAAAAUGCAUGAUUUGUGCGCAUGAUUUGUAUAAUAUGUGAAUGUAGAUAGAUGUAUAUUUAUAUUUGUAUAUUUAUUUUUGUGUGUCUAAUGUAAAUAUACCUGUCAACUUUUUUGCUGUAACCAAUCUGAUGUCUAUGAGAGGUUGUAAGUUUUUUGUUAAGUCUGUAUACAGAUCACAAAUAUAAAUGUCAUUUUCUUUCGUCUA